Molecule: messenger RNA, 1488 nt
Organism: Myripristis murdjan (pinecone soldierfish)
Lineage: Eukaryota; Metazoa; Chordata; Actinopteri; Holocentriformes; Holocentridae
Product: 15-hydroxyprostaglandin dehydrogenase [NAD(+)]-like
Exons: 7
Coding region: 97-873 (258 amino acids)
Cellular component (GO): cytoplasm
Molecular function (GO): oxidoreductase activity, acting on the CH-OH group of donors, NAD or NADP as acceptor
Source: RefSeq, a predicted model, not a curated record
ACUGUUCUUGAUCACACAGUUCAGUCUUUUUGUGCUUGAGGCUGACUUUUUUUUUUCUUACAGUGAUAUAGUCAUUCAUCCUUCCGUCUUGCUGAAAUGGCAUUGAACGGUAAAGUCGCAAUUGUGACUGGAGCAGCGCAGGGGUUAGGAAGAGGAUUCUCAGAGAUCCUUCUGCAAAACGGUGCGAAGGUAGCCCUCCUGGAUGUGAAUGAAACUGUGGGCAAGAGUUUAAAGGAAACCUUUGAUAAUCAGUAUGGACCGGACAAAAGCCUCUUCCUGAGCUGUAAUGUUGAGUCAGAGGAGCAACUCAAAGCUGCCUUCCAGAAAACCAUACAGACCUUUGGACGACCACACAUCAUGUGCAACAACGCUGGCAUCAUAAAUGAGAGCAACUGGGAGAAAGCUGUCUCCAUAAACCUUAUGGGUGUUGUGCGAGGGACCUACCUGGCUCUGGAACACAUGAACAAACUGACCGGGGGUCAAGGAGGGGUUGUUGUCAACGUAGGAUCAUUAGCAGGUCUUGGCCCUCUACCGUGCACUCCUGUUUACACAGCCACCAAGCACGGAGUGGUUGGCUUCACUCGAGCCAUGGCGGCUGCCUCCGACAUUUCAGGCUACGGCAUACGAUUCAACGUCAUUUGUCCUGCUUUUGUCCAAACUGAUAUCCUCAACGCCUUGUAUCAACCAGAGAAAACGGGACAAUUCUCCAGCCUGAUAGAAAACACCAAAAAACUGAUUGAGAUGUAUGGGAUAAUAGAGGUGCCUGAUGUCUCCAAGAACUUCCUCCAGCUUGUGACAGAUGAGACUAAGAACGGAGAGGCCCUCGCGGUGCUCCAAAAAGGAUGCAGUUAUGUCACAUUUCCAGCAUUGUAAUUGCAACUCUUUGCACUUUCAUAUAGCAAUGUAAAUUAACAUUUUGGAAGGGUGUAAUGAUUUACUCGAUUCACAAUUCAAUUUGAUUCAUGAUACAUGGUUCAUGAUUUGAUAUUCUCAUGCUAUUCUGAACAGAAUUUGAAUUAAGAAAUACUAUUGAAAAAAAAAUAUUAUUUUAUUUUUGAGCUGAAAACAAUGCAAAACAAUUUCAUUUGUGUCUUCAUAACAUUUUACACUCAUGUAUCUUCAGGGGCGUCUCCUCCAUUAAUGGUGCUGCCACUCCUGCAGUUCCAAAUAUGAAAUACAUAUUUUAAUGAAAAUUAUUGUUAUUGUUGUGUUUGUGUAUAUAUUUGAGUUGUUAUCUGGGAUCUGGGGUGAAAAAUUUACACCUAAGCAAUGUUGCCAGAUUGGGUAAUUUUCUGGCCAGCUUGUCUACAGAGAGUCAAUCAUUGAACCAGUGUGCAGAGCAAAAAGGACACGAGAGUGUGAGAGGCACAGUCUUAUGGUGCUUUUCCACUACUACUUACUCGGCUUGACUCUACUCGCCGCGACACGGUUUCGGUGGUUUUCCAUUACAACUGAGUACCACCUCGCCAUGGGUGGAGUCGUCAUAGC